This is a messenger RNA of Nerophis lumbriciformis (worm pipefish), 6751 nucleotides long. RefSeq names its product microtubule crosslinking factor 1 (gene mtcl1). The record is from RefSeq and is a predicted model, not a curated record. NCBI's taxonomy places the organism in Eukaryota, Metazoa, Chordata, Actinopteri, Syngnathiformes, Syngnathidae. Gene Ontology annotation, biological process: regulation of autophagy.
CCCGACAGCGCGCGCGCGCGCCCUUUCGUAUGUGUGUCAAACUGCGCAUGCGCCUCGCAGCCAAUCACGGGCGUCACACCGCAGCGAUUGCGGAUCUGACAAGUCUGCGGCAGCGCUACCAGACUUGGAGGGGGGACAAGGCAGAGGGAUGGACUCCCGGUACCGAGAGGGACACGGGGGCCGAUCCUAGUGACGCCUCGGCGGCCAGCAUGUCCCCUAAUCCAGUCUGACUGCAGCCCUCCUCCCUCCCGAGGGGACCACAAUGGCACCCUGGUGAGUGGAUGCACACACUGGACAGUCAUUCACAGGAUGCCCAUCGAGAACCGGGCCAGGAAGACGCUCCGGAACUGCUCCCGUCCUGCGGUGCCGUGGACCCGACGUUUUAUAACCACCCUCCUGGUGUCAGUGUACGAUGGAGAGCUCCAACGGCUCUGACACCAGACCCAGCCAGCACCAGCCGGAGAAGAAGAGACCGAACCGGGUUUCCUCCCCGGCCAGACCGUUCCUGAAGGAUGUCCACGCCUGCUCAGCCAAGCCGCCAACUAUCGGACCCAAAUCCUCCAAACUCAGCAAGCAGCUGCAAGCUCCGAGCCGCGGCUCCAGACGUAACAUCACCCCGGUCAAAGAGAAGCCUGCCGCGGCCAGGAGCAGCACCAAGGCCGGAGGGACCAAGCCCAACAGGCUGCUCCAGCAUGGCACACCGGCCGCCGGCAGCCCCGUCUUCGCUAAGGCCAAGAAGGGGAAGCUCAUCCCCAUCAGCCAUGGUUCCCCUGUCAGGGUACCGACCGGAUUCCUGGUUACCCAGACUGACAGCAGCUCGGACCUUUCGGAUUGCCCGUCCGAGCUGGCGCCGGCGGCUAGCAGCGACGCAGAGUCCGGGACCGGCUCCAGUGACCGGGAUCACCUGGGAGCGGACCUCCCGGCGAUGCAUGUUGCAGCCGCAGUGAACACAAGCGAGCCGAAUCCGGUUCCCAAGGGGUCAGCAUGUCCCGUCCAGUCCGGUCCUCGGGUCACUGUAGAGAAACCCAAAGCCACGACGAGUGCACAAGGAGGAGGCAAGUGCGGCACCGACGACGACCUGCUGAGGGAGAUUGAGGACUUGAGAUCUGAAAAUGAUUAUUUGAAGGACGAGGUGGAGGAGCUGCACGCCGAGAUGGAGGAGCUGCGCGACACCUACAUGGACGAGGAGGUCUACCAGCUGCAGGAACUGCGGCGCGAGCUGGACCGCUCCAACAAGAACUGUCGCAUCCUCCAGUACCGACUGAGGAAGGCCGAGCAGAAGAGCCUGCGGGUUGCACAGACGGGCCACGUGGACGGAGAGCUCCUGCGCAGCCUGGAACAGGACCUCAAGGUGGCCAAAGACGUGUCCGUGCGUCUCCACAACGAGCUGGAGAGCGUGGAGGACAAACGCAGCCGGGCCGAGGACGAGAAUGAGCAGCUCCGCCAAAGGAUCAUCGAGGUGGAGAUCUCCAAGCAGGCGCUGCACAACGAACUGGAGCGUGCCAAAGAGACUGCACCAAAGCGACGAGGGAUCUCCUUUAAGGACAAGAAAUCUACUAACCAGGAAGACAGUGCUGACCUCAGGUGUCAGCUCCAGUUCUCCAAAGAAGAAUCAAGCCUGAUGCGUAAAAAGAUGGCCAAGCUGGGCCGGGAGAAGGAUGAACUGGAGCAGGAGCUGCAGAAGUACAAGUCGGUUUACGGCGACGUGGACAGUCCGCUCCCUCUGGUCGAGUGCUCCAGCGGCGGACCUCACUCCACGCGGGAGGCAGAGCUGCGACUGCGCCUCAAACUGGUGGAAGAAGAGGCCAACAUCCUGGGGAGGAAGAUCGUGGAGCUGGAGGUGGAGAACCGCAGCCUGCGGGCCGAGAACGAGGACAUCCGCUGUCAGUACGAGCGGGACUGCUUCGGCCGGGAGCCCUUCUCCAGCAUGCCUUCGUCGCCCUACGGCGGCGACGUGCUAGAGUCUGCCGGCGAGCUCCGACGCCACCUCCAGUUUGUGGAGGAGGAAGCAGAGCUGUUGCGUCGCUCCAUCUCUGAGAUCGAGGACCACAACAGGCAGCUCACCUCCGAGCUCAACCGCUUCAAGUUCGGGCCGAAUAGCGGAUCAGCCAGCGAGGAUGGCAGUGAUGGAGGACUCUUUAAAACAGGCAAUGGCUCCAACGGAGGGAUGAUGAUGGAAGAGCUGAAAUCCGCCAGGAUGCAGAUCAACGAGCUGAGUGGAAAGGUGAUGAAGCUGCAGUAUGAGAACCGGGUCCUUCUGUCCAACGUCCAGCGCUGUGACCUGGCAGCACACCUGGGCCUGAGAACCGGCAGCCCUCGAGACAGCGACGUCGACAGCGACGCAGGCCGUCGCGAGGCCGCCGAAGACGAGGAGGCAGGACGCCUCCUUCUCCUCCAGCCAAAGAGAGAAGGCCCCAUAGGAGGGGAGAGCGACUCUGAAGACCUCUUUGAGAAAACCACCACCACCUCAGGGUUUGGAAGUGUCCGACCUUCUGAUGGCAUUGAGCUCAGCGCCACAGAACUGGCCAACCGCCCCAGAGAAGAGCGGGAGUCCUUCGCCAACGUGAAGCGGGAAGCCGACAGACUUGGGAAGUCUGUGGACCGCCUGAUUACCGACACGGACAGUCUGAUCCUGGACGGCGAGCUAGUAGUGACGACGGGGGAAAGUCCGAACAGAGGAGCUGCGGACCCCCAAGUCCUGGACACAAUUAACACGCGUAUGAAGGCUUUCCGCACCGAGCUGCACAUCUUUGUGGAGAAGCUGGAACACGUCGGGGAAGGACUUCGGGAAAGGACGGAUGACCUGUCCCCGAUGCCGAACCUGACCGAGUCCAGCAGCUUCCUGUCCACCGUCACCUCCAUGUCUCGAGAUUCUCCCGUCGGCACUUUCGGGAGAGACCUGGUGACGGACUUCCAGUCCGGUCAGAGGGAUGAGCUGGAGUGGCGUGUAGGACAGAAGCGAGGCGUGGAGCCCCACAGCCAGGGUGGGAGCAGGGGAGCUGCCAGACUCAAUAGGUACCACGGGCCCCUGGUUUUAAGAGCAGAGCUACGGGAGGCGCCCACUGCUGACGCGCACCAGCAUCGUGCGGAUCACGAGCGAAGGAUGAGAGUAGCGUCAGACGAACGGGAAACUGUCGCCUCGCUGCCGCAGGAGGAAAAGCGCCCACAUCCCGAGACGCAGCAUGCAGUUCUGCAGCUGCCAGGCCUUCAGAGUCCGGAGUCUCCCUGGGCUCAGGAGAAGGCGGCGCUGCAACAAGAGGUCCGUCUCUUCAGACGCAACACGGCCAUCUUCUACAUGAAGCUCAGGUCCAUCCUGGCGCAAUGGAGGCUCGGACGCAAAGUCGAGGCACUCGACGAGGGCGCGCAGCCAGAGUUGGGGGAUGUCUCCGAGCUGAGAGGGGUGAUGCAGCAUGGCGAUGGCGACGGGUCCAAACCUGCGUCACCUGAUGCACACCUGCCGCACCAACAACAGGUGAUCACACGUUUUGGAAUAGUUCUAAAACUGUAUGACUUACCCAUCAAAUACAAUUAUUGUGAUUCCUGUCUGCAGUUCGAUGAGAACCGGCGAAUGCUUCAGGCGCUGCGCACCCUCCUGGAGCAGUUCCGGGAGGAGCUGCGUGAGGAGGAGGCGCAGCGCGGCCAACUGCAGCAGGCCUACGCCAACGACAAAGCCGCCUGGGAGGUCAAAUGGGCCGAGAUGAAGUGCCAGUUAGCUCAGGCAGAGGACGAGGGGCGAGGCAAAGUGAGAGGCCAAGCCCAGGGAGGCGAAGGAGAAUCGCCCCAAGAACCCGAUUGGGCCCUUAAACAGGAGCGAGAGGAGCACCGGAGCCUGCUGGCUGAAAGUCACAACAUCUCGCUGGAACUCCGCUGGAGGCUGCAGCACGGCGAGAAGAGGUGGAGCCGCGAGAGGGCCGAGCUCCUGGAGCAUUUCGAGCACCAGAGGCAGGAGUGGGACGGCGGCACUCGGGAGCUCCACCAAAAGAUUGAGAAGCUGCUGGGAGAUCAAAACAGUCGGCGAGGCGAGGGCACCGAGGACGCUAGCUCAGUCCACAGAGGACAAGACACCCCCUGUAGUGGUCUGCGCUCGUCCGCCCCUGUGUUGAUCCCGCCCGUCUGCUCCCUCUCCGACUCUGACGCCAAACUGGAGGAGCAAAGAGGGGGCGCCAUGCGGCUGAGAAGCCCAUCCAAAAUCCCCUUCAUGGACGCUCUGUCUCGAGAUCCUCUCAGCAGCCUGGAGGCCCCUCCGCCCUCCAGACUGGAGAGUGAGAAGAGGUUCCCCUGCAUUAAGGAGUCCCUGGAUGUGCUUUCAGAGAGAGAAGGGCCUCAUGAGUCGUACCCUGACGAAGAGAUGAGCGGCGGCAGUUUGCUAAGAGCCAAGUCAGUGUGCUCCAUGAGCGACUUCCAGCGUCUGAUGGACAGUUCGCCAUUUCUGCCUGACAAGAUGCGUCACGAUGAGCGAGGCCAAGACGACGUCACCCCGCCCCUCUCCCCGGAUGACCUCAAGUACAUCGAGGAGUUCAACAACAAGGGCUGGGACUUCCCCAUAUCCACCGCCAGCCCGGGUCCCGCUCAGGAGGCAUGGAGUGGCAAAACCCCGGAAACGCGAGCAGGAGAGCCAGUUAUGGAUUCCCUACAACCAGACUCCUGGUUCCUCACCACCAGCGCCACCAUGCUGGCCACUACCAGCAUCCUGACCAGCCCUGAGGUUUUUAACAAGUCUCCAAUGAGUAGCACUGGGGCCGGCGUGGUGGCGGACAAUUACGAGUUCCACAUCCGCCACAGCCCAACCAGACCUGGACCAGAUGAGCAGCCCAUAGAGGAGUCUGACAUGCUCUAUGCAAAGGGAGGUAAAGGGAGAGAUGGGAUUGAGGCACCCAGUGGUCCAGAUGAGGUGUUCCCCAAUGGGCGGUGGCCAUGUGGCCUUCUGGAGGCCGGCAGCUUAAGGACUCCUCCGAGCCAGUCUCCUAUUUGCUCCACAGUGGGCUAUGCCUCCUCACUGGAGCUGCAGUUGGCUCGGAAUAUGAGUGAUGACAUGAAGGAGGUGGCCAUAUCUGUGAGAAACGCGAUCCGUCCUCUACCGGGGCCCGUGGUCCGGGACACGGCCUGCCAGACCAAUGGUUUUACCACACGAGGCACUCAGACCACGCAGACUAUAAGCGUAGGUCUGCAGACUGACCUCCUGAGGAACCUGACCAGCAGCCCCCACCGCUGCCAUACCCCAAAAGGGGGCAGCACUCCCAUCUCAUCGCCAUCACGGAACACGAGAAAGGUCCAGUACUCGCCGGUCAUCCAGAGUAAGUUUGAGCGGCCCUGCUGCUCGCCAAAGUACGGCUCACCCAAACUUCAGCGCAAGUUGUCCACAUCCAACAAGGCGGAGCUACCCAACGCCAGCCGUGCUGCCACCCCUACAACCCCCCAGAAGGGCAACAGCGAGUCGGCGUGGGCCAGAUCCACGACCACACGUGACAGCCCGGUCCACACCACCAUCAACGACGGUCUCUCCAGCCUCUUCAACAUCAUCGACCACACCCCCGUUGUCUACGAUGCCAUUCAGAAGUUCAACAAGUCACCCAGCCGCUCUCACCCUACGCCGCCCCCCGCCACAGAGCCCAGCUCCGCCCCCGGGGCUCUCGCCACUGACCCUAGGAAUGAAUACACACGGACCGCCAGGGGGCGCUCACCCAGCCCCGUACAGCUGAUAGUAGAAACGCAGGGUGACCGGAAUGUGGAGGUGGUGAGCAUUCGUCAGGACCUGUCGGCGCCCCCGGGGUACACGUUGGCCGAGAACGCGGCUCGCAUCCUCAACAAGAAGCUGCAGGAGCAGACCUUCCAAGACGAGAAGAGGAUGCAAGCCGGAAGCCCGGGAAGCAUAGAGAUCUUUGGGAUGGUUCUUGUCAGCAUGCAGUUGUUCAUCAGGUCGAGGAUCCAUUUCCGUGUCAGAGGUCCAAAGUGUUUGAUCUCAACAGUGAAAAUGUUGUCCUGGCCGAUGUCUUAAGGAUGCAACACGUUACGUUGAGCCAUCCAUCUGGAUUGAAUCACAGAAGAAUGAAACCUUUAAUGAGCCCUCGUACGAGUGCUGCCGAGGCUUGUCGAGCGGUCUUAGCGCUACAGUGACGAAAACAAACUACACUGAAACCGGGAAGACGCAGAGAAAGAAAACUGGAAUCCCUGCAAAAAGGAGACGUACGGUAGACGAUCAGCACUGCAAGGAAAGAAAGGGGGGCCGUGGCCACGUGAGCUUUUAUAGUUCUUGUACUUGUUUUCUGCUUCUGCAGUUCUUUGUGUUAUAAAUGUUCUAUAUAAUGUAUUUUGUGUUACAUACAUUUUCCAAACCCGUUUUCAUCAACACUUAACUGUAUUUAUUUUGCUUCUUGCCAAGUUGUUUCCAUGAAAAAUGUUCGUUACAGCAUCAGGAAGGCAUUUUAAAAGAUCUGGUAGAUAUUUGUUACUGGCAGACCACUUGUAGUAAUAUUAUCAAAAUCUUUAGUGAAGAUAUUAUCAAUAAGUGUAGCACAGUUACUUGUUAUUCUGCUUGGCCUUGUUUGGGAUAAAAACUCAUGCUAAACAUGUGUCUGUAAAGUCUUCAAAUGGCUUUUACUUGUUAGGGUUUAAGAGGUCAGUUGAAGUCACCACAUAAGAAAAUUACUUUUUGAUGGAUUUCUGUGAAGGUUGUCUUAAUCCAGUAAUUUCGGCCUUGAUUGAGGUGCUAUAUAUAUAUACACACAACUGAUCAAUAUGUUUGCUUUUCAUG